AUGGCUCGAACUCCAGAAUUGCACACCCUUAACUUUGCUUCCAAGUUCAAUCAGGUUGAAGAUGCUGGCCAAACCCCGAUCUCAAACGAGGAUGCUCCUCAAGGUGGUAGCCAAACCAAGAUCACGCCAGAGGUUGCAGGUGACAAUAUUAGCCAAACUGAGAUCUUAAACCAGAAGGCGGCUGAAGAAGUUACUGGGAGUGACAUCAGACACAUGGAUGCUAGUUUUUACAAGGCUGCCGCAGAAGGCAAUAUGAAAAUACUAACGGAUAUGUCCCAAGAAGAUAUGCUAGAUAAAUUAACCCAAAAGGAGAACACAAUCCUCCACGUUGCAGCCCAAUUUGGUCAACUCCACUAUGUUAAUGAGAUAUUCCUUCGGUGUGGUUUCUUGUCAUCUCCACUGCUGCAGCCUAAUCUGAAAGGGGACACUCCUCUUCACCUUUCAGCAAGGGAAGGCCACUGGGUGGUCACACUAGUUCUUAUUGAAGCCGAAAAAAAAAAUAGCAGUGGAAGUGGGAUUGGAGCAGUAAAGACGAUGCUAACGAUGACAAAUAAUGAGCAGAAUACAGCCUUGCACGAGGCAGUGCGAUAUAAUCACCCUGAUGUGGUGAAGUCAUUGAUCCUGGAAGAUCCAGAUUUCAGCUAUAGUGCUAACUCUUCUGGCGGAACCCCUCUUUAUAUGGCUGCCGAGAGAGGAUUCCAUGAGUUGGUACAGAUAAUCAUAGACAACACUACUCGCGAUUCACUAGCUUAUAGUGGCCUCAUGGGUAGGACAGCUCUGCAUACUGCCGUAAUUUGCAAUAAUAAAGAUAUGACUAAGAAAAUACUGGGGUCGAAGAAAGGUCUAGCCAAAAAAGUUGAUGAUAAUGGAUGGUCUCCACUACAUUGUGCUGCAUAUUUGGGUUAUACUUCAAUAGCAAGACAAUUGCUUGUCUCGCUAGAUAAAUCUGACGAGUACAUAGUCUAUCUUCCUGUCAAAAAUGAUCACAACAAGACAACUCUUCUCAUUGCAGCUAGUCGUGGCCAUACGGAAAUAGUGAAGUUGCUAGUAUCACAGUAUCCAGAUUGUUGUGAGCAAGUAGAUGAUAAUGGCAAUAAUGCUUUUCACUUAAUCAUGAUAGAAAGCGGAAUUUAUGGUGGUUCUGGAUUGUUAAAUUUCCCCUGGAUGAGUUUCAGAGGACUUAUGAAUGAAAAAAAUGUUGAAGGAAAAACGCCUCUCCAUCUGCUUGCAGAUAACCAGAUGUUUGGUUGUAGAAGUUUCAUCAUGCACAAAAUGGUGGAUAAGAUGGUACUUGACAAUAACAACUCAACACCUACGGACAUAGUAUUAUCAGUUGAGGACCUCUAUGGAAAAAAGGUAAAAACAACUGCAUGCCUGCCAAGAAUACGUAAUUUUCUGAGCAUCAAUGGCUUCCUUUAUUUUAUUUGAUAUUUUUAAAUGUUGCCAAAUUAAGGUAAAUUUGGCUUUGACAAUUAUCCACUUGGGAGAAUUUAGUUUGACGUUAAGUCUAAACAACAGUGAACAAUAAGACUCUUUUGAAGCCAAGCUAUUUCAAGAUUAAG
Molecule: messenger RNA, 1562 nt
Organism: Vitis riparia (riverbank grape)
Lineage: Eukaryota; Viridiplantae; Streptophyta; Magnoliopsida; Vitales; Vitaceae
Product: ankyrin repeat-containing protein At5g02620-like
Exons: 3
Coding region: 1-1428 (475 amino acids)
Molecular function (GO): protein binding
Source: RefSeq, a predicted model, not a curated record